CGAAACUGAAUAGCAACUGUAAUAUUUGGAAUCGAGGGAUGAAUUUACAAAAGAAAAGAUUUUUAUGAUAUGGCUCAUAGAAACCCAAUAGAAAAUAUGGGAAUGGGAAAUAUUUCAAAUCAAUUUUCUAUGGCUUCCCGAAAAAAUAUUUUAUCAGAAACUUUGAGAAAGGGACUUAAUUAUACAGGAUCAGAUACAGCAUCAAGUUUUCCUAACAAGUCUAAAAAAGGAACAGGUUAUGAUGAGGAGUUAGAAGCAAAUAUGUAUUUACAAAAUCACCUUUAUUUAAAUCCAUCAGAAAAUGAGUUAUUCUCUAAUGCAUCAUCCUCAUUUGGUUCCUAUUCUUCUUACCAAUCCCAAAAAAACAAGAUGAAUAAUUCUACAGGAUAUUUUAAUCACUUUCGCAAUAACUCUUCCCCUAAUGCAGCCCUUUCUUCAUAUCAUUCGAACUUCAACCCUUCAGCAUUUUUUUCUCAAAACAAAUCGCAAAGUCAGCAUUCAUCUAAUCUUUUUUCCUACAAUUUCUCCUCUACCGGCCCCCUCAUGUCCCAAGCCUCGACUCUUACCAACAGGGCUUCCUUCAACUCCUUGAGUAAUAAUAGCAAUAACCUUUCGUCUCUCAUCUCCGCUAACAAACCGGCGCAGUACAAAUCGAAUUUUUCCAAUUCCACCAGUAUCAACAAUUUAAAUUUUACCAAUUACAACAACAAUAAUAUGACCUAUCCGGGCAACAGUUACGGUUACAAUUAUAGCGGCAUCGCGACGUGCGGCAACGCUGGGUCAGGUUUCACGAAUAACACCGGUUUCGGUAACGCUUUCAACUACUUUGGUGGUGGUUCCAAAUAUUCGAAGAAUUUCAACGACGCCUUCCAUUACAAUUCCAGCUCGAAUCACCCUCCCUUAGAUCCCUCGGAGUUUCCCUCCUUGAGGCACAACCAGGACUCUGCCGGAUUGAAUUUCAACUCUUUCCUCACCGGGAAUGUUCUCUCCGGAACCAAUAACUUGGGUAUGGGGAAGCAAAAUAGCGAUAUGCAACACCAGCAACAUGAAUUUCAAAUACAUAACGAAGAUUUUCCAGCCCUUCCUGGCAUUCAAAGCAAAGAAAACAGCCAGCCCAUCGACAAUACGAAUAUUCUCAACAAUUCCUCUUCAACGCCUCAAACCCUUUCAGCCCAAACGAGUACUCAUUUACUAACCUCGUCUUCAAAAUACGUCAGGCAAUCCAACAGUAUACCUAACCAAGAAGAAUCUUCGUCCUUGGACCCCAAUCACGAGCUUAGUAGGUUAGUGCCUUCAAUGAGUAAUAACGCACACCUUCCUAACCAGCCUCCCACCGCGCCUUCCCCCAUCAAUUACUUCAACAUUAAUUUUAACCCUGACCUCCUUACCUCAAUCUCCGUUUCCUCCACCAGUCAUUCAAUCCACAAAACCAACAUUUCCCUCAACUCAACUUCCGCUCGCUAUCAACGUCCUAACACAAUGAACAGCCAAUACACUGAAGAGAGCCAUGUAGCCCCUACCAAAGACAUUGUGAAGGGCGCUUCGAAAGAGAUGCCAAUAACCUACGACAAAGGUGACGUGAGCGUUAGUAAAGAAAAUAUCGUUAGGGGCAUAAGGACUUAUCCCGAUGGCAGAGUCACGGACAUUCCCCACAACAUGGUAAGGGACCAAUUCGGGAUGGUCGGCUUGUUGACAUUUAUUCGUUCAGCUGAGACGGCUCCUAAUUUGGUUCGCCUUGGGCUGGGCAGUGAUCUCACAACCUUCGGACUCAACCUCAAUUCAUCCGAGCCUUUAUACCAAACAUUUGCGGGACCUUUCACCGAAAAACCUUGCAAGCCUCACGAAUUAAUUUUUCCUGUUCCCUCCGAAUAUAUGAUCGGUUCUCAAAUCAAAGAUAAAUUACCAUCAUUGCAAACGAGCAAAUACGGCGAGGAUUUGUUAUUUUUCCUGUUUUAUACCUUCAACAACGAUCUAAUCCAACUUAUAGCAGCUCAGGAAUUAUAUGAAAGAGAUUGGAGGUUUCAUUUGGACGAAAAAAUUUGGCUCACAAAAAUACCCGGCCUUCAAAGCGUUGAAAAAUCGCCCACAUACGAGAGGGGAACAUAUUAUUUUUUCGAUCCCGUCACAUGGCGAAAAUUACCAAAAGAAUUUCUCAUUUAUUACGGAAAGCUGGAAGAUAAACCUACCGUUCCUCAGGCUCUUAUAAACACUUUUUACCAAAUCAAUAGUCCGGAUAGCAUCAUUUUAUAAAAAAUCCACAAUGUAUAAAUCUUCGUAAAGUUGAGCCCGUUUUCAGAUUUUUUGUCAACAAUCCCCGAGGUUGUUAUAAAUGAACCAUUUUCUAAUAAUUUUUACAAAAUUCUUAUUUAUUUUUUUUGUAUUUACUUUUCUCCUUCGCGGUUUCUACAACUGUUUUCUAUCCUAUCUUUCUUUCCAAAUUAAUCAGCAAUCCCUCUUAUUCGAUUUUCAGACCUGACUCAAAUCGGAUUUUUUUUAUAUUAUACUUCAAUCCCUUACCUAUACCCAAAUAAUGUUUAAUAUUUUUUGAUGACCACCAUUUAUUCAAAAAAAAAUUAUCGGCUUAAAAUUUGCAACAAAAGCAUAUACUAUAUAUAUAUCUCUCUAAAUUGCAUUUAUUAUAUCAAUAAAAUAUCAUUCACUUCUAUUUGUAAAUGUUACCCCUACCGACUUUUACAUCUCAAAUAUCGUUAUCUCUUUUUUUUAUUCCCUUAAUUUAUUUUUAUCUCACAAAAAAAAAUGGUUUAUAUAUAAAUUAAUCAUAACAAUUAUAUAUGGCAAAACGAAAAAAAAGUUUUCUAUGCACUCCAAAACCUCUUUUAUUAUAGAAAUGAAAGCAAUUUUACCUUUUCCGAAUUUUUUGAAUUCUUGACUACGAAUCUAAAUAAAACUUGAUUUUAAGUUUUAAAAUAAUAAAAAAAUUAAAUUAUUUUGCGACAUUUUAUUAAUUAUAAAUUGUUUUUUCGAUUAAUUCUUUUGAUGUUUUAAAAGAGUGUAGUUUUUUUUUUUACCUAUCCUUUCCUUCUUUCCUUUUAUUUAUUUUUUCAACAUUCGUGUCAAACAAAAUGUCCGCCGUUUCAACAUAUUUUUCUUCAAAAAUAUUUGGAAAUUAUUUCCCAAGCCUUCUUUGCUAAAAACGGAUAGCAUUUCCCUUAAAUUAUUCAUGUAAGAUUCACUUUAUUGGAAGUUAAAGUAGUAUACCUUUAUUAUUUAUUAUAAUUUUCCCAAAUUCUUUGAUAAUUUUAAUUAUUAACUAUUAUUAUAACUAACUAAUUUAUAAUUAUUAUUUAAAAAACAAAAACGUAAAAUUGAGGAAAUAUGAUAUAUGGAAUAAAUAUUUUUAAAAAAUAUAUUAUAUACAACAA
Gordionus sp. m RMFG-2023 is the source of this 3383-nucleotide messenger RNA. Its product is annotated as regulator of gene activity-like. Bases 70 to 2250 code for a protein of 726 amino acids. Gene Ontology annotation, biological process: regulation of DNA-templated transcription; regulation of stem cell population maintenance; nuclear-transcribed mRNA poly(A) tail shortening. The record is from RefSeq and is a predicted model, not a curated record. The transcript is spliced from 20 exons. NCBI's taxonomy places the organism in Eukaryota, Metazoa, Nematomorpha, Gordioida, Chordodea, Parachordodidae. Gene Ontology annotation, cellular component: CCR4-NOT core complex; P-body.